UGCUAAUCACCGCUGAUCACCUGACGCCGAUCCUAACCCUAACCUAACCCUAACGGCUUACUAUUUUACAGCUCUGUUAAAUCAGUUUUUUUGGUUUUGUAGGGAAAGGGAGAAAGAGGAAAGCUGAAGAAGAAAGUGAAGAUAAAGUAGAAGAUGAGGAAGAAAACAAAAAAGAGGAAUUUGCUCCUGCAGAGGUGGAAACUCCAGAACCGUCACAGGAAGCAGCAGAGGAAAGCGACUCGGACGACAGCAGCGAUGAUGAAAAUGAGAUUACAAAAAUGAAGCAAGCCAGGGGAUCCGGAGGGGCAUCAAGAGAGGCUGAAGACGACAACAUCCAGGUUGUUCCUGUUGAAAGCACCAGUAAAAAAAAGCCCGUAUCCUAGAUGCAGAGGGUCUGUCCCUCGGCUGUGAGAUCGCUACAUCCAAGAAGAAAGCCAGAGAUCUGGUAGACUACUCCUUCCACAGGUUUGCCAGCUCUGACGAGCCAAGCUCUGACGAGCUCUGAUGAACGCAAACACAGGAAACGACCGAUGCCUGUCACCAAGGAGAUGGUGGAGGAAUACAAACAGAAAUGGAAAGAGAUCAAUGCCCGGCCAAUCAAACGGGUGGCUGAAGCGAAGGCCAGGAAGAAGAGAAGGAUGCUGAAGAAGAUGGAACAAGCCAAGAAGAAGGCUGAGGCUGUCGUCAAUACUGCCGACAUUUCUGAAAGAGUGCCGACAUUUCUGAAAGAGAAGAUGGCUCAGCUGAAGAGUAUCUACAAAAAAGCAGGUGUGAAAAAGGAAAAAAGAGAAGUAACAUACUUGGUAGCCAAAAAAGGAGUUGGUAAGAAGGUGAGACGGCCUCGUGGAGUGAAGGGACUCUUCAAAGUGGUGGACGGACGCAUGAAGAAGGACAUGCGGGGGGCGCAGAGGAAAGAACAGCGAGCAAAAGGAGGAAAAGGAAAAGGACGACAGCCUAAGGGUGGUAAAGGGAAGAGAGGAAAAUAAAUGUGAACUUUUUCCUUCUCUUUUCCACAUACGCAUCAAGCUUCUCUGUGACAAACACAUGAACUGGAGUUUAUUUUUAAAUACUGUUUUCAGGUAAAUGUGACUGAAAGAGUAUUUAAGCCUUGGAGACUUUGGACCUGUUCUGGUAGUGUUUAGGCUGAUGCAACUUGUACAUCUUUUUUAAAGAUGCUUUUCCUCCCAGCAGAUGAACUGCAGUUUAUCCUAACUACAAUAAAUGCAUUCAUGAUGUUUUGUAAAUAUUUAAAAUUUGGCAAAUGUUUUACUCUGAUUAGUUGGUAAAUGCUUGUUUUUAUUUAUAUCACGUUUUGUUUUAUAUUUGGUUUAGACAGAUCUGUAGGUCUGAGGUCUUUAAAGGUUUGGAAAAGUAUGGCGUUAGCAAUGCUGUAAAAGCAACAGUCUCUUACAGAAUUCUUCAGUUUUUACUUUUUUGUCACAUUGUAAUGUUUCAAAUCAUUGAACAAACUUGAAUUCAAGGUAGAAAAUCAGAUUCAAUACAAAAU
Gambusia affinis (western mosquitofish) is the source of this 1507-nucleotide messenger RNA. RefSeq names its product pre-rRNA 2'-O-ribose RNA methyltransferase FTSJ3-like. Gene Ontology annotation, molecular function: methyltransferase activity. NCBI's taxonomy places the organism in Eukaryota, Metazoa, Chordata, Actinopteri, Cyprinodontiformes, Poeciliidae. Gene Ontology annotation, biological process: rRNA processing. The transcript is spliced from 6 exons. Bases 531 to 986 code for a protein of 151 amino acids. The record is from RefSeq and is a predicted model, not a curated record. Gene Ontology annotation, cellular component: nucleus.